AUGAAGCUGAUUUUGCUCAGUAUAAUAAUCCUUGGAGCGUCAAAGAAGGAAUUUCUGGUCCUGACUCAAAAACACUGGAAAAAAGCAAUUGAAGAAGAACUGGAAACUCAUGAAGACAACAAAACCUGGAAGAUAGUUCCUAGAAUUAAUAGCCAGAGAGCUAUUGACUCAAAAUGGGUGUUCAAGGUUUUAUUUGACAUAGAUGUAAUAUUCUUGGCAAUUCUCACAUAUAAUGGUCUAGAGAUAGUACAGAUCAAAGUUUGCACAGAAUUUCUAUAUGGUAGCCUUGAAGAAGUUUACAUGGAUAUACAUGAGGAACUGCUGAUUAAAACAGAGAAACUGUAUUUUCGAGCAACUGAUGCUGAUCCAUGUUCAUUCAGUGAUGUAAUCAGUGGUGACAUUAUCUUGUUAGCAUUAUCUGUAGAUGAUGGUCUUAUUGCAUCAAAGUCAAUGGAAGCAAUUCAUAAAGUUGUUACAUCACUAAAAGAAAUCUUUCAAAUCACUGUCGGUGAAGGUCAUUGCUUUGUUGGGCUGUAA
This is a messenger RNA of Schistocerca nitens (vagrant locust), 537 nucleotides long. RefSeq lists its product as uncharacterized. Lineage: Eukaryota; Metazoa; Arthropoda; Insecta; Orthoptera; Acrididae. The record is from RefSeq and is a predicted model, not a curated record. Bases 1 to 537 code for a protein of 178 amino acids. The transcript has 3 exons.